GGUAUAGCCUCCCCCGUAGUCCCGUACGCACACCGCAUUCCCCAACCAUUUCCUGCUUCUUCGCUAGAACCCUAGCCGCCGUGCCGCCCCAAGAACCGGAAAAAGGGAAGCGACAAUCCGGCGUGCCCUUCCUCGUCGUUGAAUCCCGCCACCUCCUUUAUCUUCGCCGGGGCAAGGAGGAAAUCUCGUCGGGAUGGGGAAGGCGAAGCGGGCGUCCAUCUUCAUCAGGCUCGUGUCGGCCGCUGGCACGGGGUUCUUCUACGUGAAGCGCAAGAACCCUCGCCGGAUCACGGAGAAGCUCGAGUUCAGGAAGUACGACCCCCGCGUCAACAAGCACGUCCUCUUCACGGAGGCCAAGAUGAAGUGAGCGCGCGCGCGCGCGGUCUUCGCCGGAAGAUGCAAUAACGCCGUCGAGCCCUGUUACGAACCUGAGAGAGAGAAAGAGAGACAUCUGUUCUUGUUCGUUGUUAUUUUUUCCUUGCUGUCGAUGGACUGGGCUGCGGCGCGGUGCAGCUCAUCUGUUCCUUCCUGCCGCUAAUCCAAGUCCGUUCAUCCCCAUCCAUGAAGCUCCUGGCCCAGGCCCCUGUUGCUGUACUGUUUCUGUGUUCUCUCUCUAGUCUCUCCCUGACAUCGUCUAGACAGAUUUGACAUUUCGCCUGUCUGUGUAACAUCUUUCCUGGUCCAACCGAACGUCAGUGAACUGAUGGAAACUCUCUCUGAAAACUCAAAAUGGAAAUGGAGGUUGGUAACAUGA
This is a messenger RNA of Triticum dicoccoides, 754 nucleotides long. RefSeq names its product 50S ribosomal protein L33-like. Gene Ontology annotation, cellular component: ribosome; large ribosomal subunit. Bases 194 to 367 code for a protein of 57 amino acids. The transcript is spliced from 2 exons. Gene Ontology annotation, biological process: translation. Lineage: Eukaryota; Viridiplantae; Streptophyta; Magnoliopsida; Poales; Poaceae. Gene Ontology annotation, molecular function: structural constituent of ribosome. The record is from RefSeq and is a predicted model, not a curated record.